Molecule: messenger RNA, 885 nt
Organism: Anthonomus grandis grandis
Lineage: Eukaryota; Metazoa; Arthropoda; Insecta; Coleoptera; Curculionidae
Exons: 2
Coding region: 124-819 (231 amino acids)
Source: RefSeq, a predicted model, not a curated record
AAUUCGGGCGUGGUCGGUCGCCAAAGACAAGGUUGCGAAUACCGUAUAAAUUGCUAAAAGUGACUAAUUUUGGUAUCACUUGUUCGGGUUUGUUUGAAACAGCAACAAGGUCUUACGUACAAAAUGAACGCAUUCGUCAGUGGAGUUGUCAUCCUCGGCGCUAUCGCCAUGUGCAGCGCUGGCAUCAUCAGCCCGGCGGUCAGCUACAUAGCUGCCCCCCACGCGACCAUCGUAAAGUCAGCAGUGCUAGCACCAGAAGGGCAAUACGUGCACGAUCACUCUGAAAAACUCUACGACGACGGUUCAUACAAGCCAGAACUGAGGGCUAUUCCAUUGGCUAACUCUCCCUAUGGAUUGACCCCCGCGGGUUCUGGAUUGGAAGGCGCUUACCAACCAGAAGUAAGGGCCGUUAAACUGGCCAAUUCUCCCUAUGGAUUGACCCCAGCCGGUUCUGGAUUGGAAGGCGCUUACGUACCGGACAUCAACGAGAAACUGUAUGAUGACGGCAGCUACAAACCCGAAUUGAGGGCCGUAGAAUUGGCUAACUCUCCCUACGGAUUAACCGUAGCCGGAUCUGGAUUGGAAGGUGCUUACCAACCGGAAGUGAGGGCUGUUAAACUGGCUAAUUCUCCUUAUGGAUUGACCCCGGCCGGAUCUGGAUUGGAGGGUGCUUACCAACCGGAAGUGAGGGCUAUCGAGUUGGCCGACUCUCCCUAUGGAUUGACCCCAGCCGGUUCCGGAUUGGAGGGUGCUUACGUACGUGAUUUGACUGAAAAAUUGUACGAUGAUGGUUCUUACAAACCCGAAUAUCAUCAUUAAUUUGUUAGUUAGGAUUUUUUGUUUAAAUUGUAAAGGCUGUAAAUACAUUUUUAUUUAAAUGAUGAA